AUGCUAUCCAGCAUGAUAAGGGAUCGAUGCCGUGAUAUGUUACGGGUGAAUCAUUUAUGCGAACAAAGCCAGUGUCGAGUGGAUGAACCGAAUCUGGCGGCGAAUGAUCGUAAUGAUGACACAGCGACAUACGGUGUGAUAGUGCACACUUAUUUGGUGGAGAAACGACGCCAGACCGUCCUGAUGGCCAGUCAGACUUUCAAAGAGUUUGGCUAUGACAUACAAUGCUCACACACGUAUGAAACGGGUCAACUGGCGGUGACUGUGGUGGUCUAUUUUAUGCGUAAAUAUUUGUCAUUCCGUAAUGACAUGCGACGAUUGGCAACUCAUCCGACAUUAAAUCUGUUAUACAAAUAG
Messenger RNA from Echinostoma caproni, 357 nucleotides. The record is from the annotation of a GenBank genome assembly. Lineage: Eukaryota; Metazoa; Platyhelminthes; Trematoda; Plagiorchiida; Echinostomatidae.